Argiope bruennichi is the source of this 3810-nucleotide messenger RNA. Its product is annotated as calcium-activated chloride channel regulator 4A-like. The transcript is spliced from 14 exons. Bases 21 to 2801 code for a protein of 926 amino acids. NCBI's taxonomy places the organism in Eukaryota, Metazoa, Arthropoda, Arachnida, Araneae, Araneidae. The record is from RefSeq and is a predicted model, not a curated record.
UGUUGAGUGAUGCGACAAAAAUGGAGAAAACGUUUCUCUUUUCUCUGUUUAUGCUCUACUUUUUGUAUCCUGUCAACACAUCCAGGAUUAAAAUUGUAAAUAACGGAUACGAAGAGAUUCUUAUCGCCUUGGAUCCAAAAACUUCAGCUCGGAACAGAACAUUUGUUAUCUCCAAUUUACAGAAUGUUCUUGAAGAUGCAUCGUCCAUCCUAACGACAUCCACCAAAGGCAGGGCAUAUUUUCGCUCUGUUACAUUCCUCGUCCCUCGUUCAUGGGGCCACAUCCAAAACUGGUACUCUCGUGCAGACAACAGUACAUCCUUCAAAGAGGCAGGGGCUGCACUUGACAGAAAAAAUGCAGACAUCGUAGUGACAUCCUCAAGGACAAAUGAUUUUUCGUAUACCCUUCACCAGGGUGGAUGUGGUAGACGAGCUCUGAGGAUCUACUUGCCCGAAAACCAACUUUUAGAAAAUCGGCAGAAAUUAAAUGGUAGAGAUUUCGCUCGUCUUUGGGCUGAGUUUCGAUAUGGAAUAUUUCCUGAAGGGGGUUUUCAAGACGACGUGAAGUAUCCAGAGCAGUUCAGAGAUCCUGAUGAAAAUACCAACAAAACUACCGGAUGCAGGAAUGAGCCAAAAGGAUUAAAAGAAGACUGUACUGGAAAUGACGUGUGCAUAAAGGAAUGCAAAGACGAAUGCAAAGUUGAAUGCGAAGUAAAAUGCAAAGAAAGAUGCGAAAAGAAAUGCAAAGAUGAACCUGUAGUAGCUUCACUUGCAGACCAACAUUUGCCAAACAGUGCAAUCCUGUUUUGUGAAGGACGUCUGAGCUUGGGUCCAAACCAUGAUCCUACAUCGCCAUCGAAACAUAAUUUGUUGUGUAAUGAGGAGGGAACCUGGUUUACGGUUCUCAGAAGUCCUGAUUUCAAGCGUGGAAGAAAUGCGGCACCGAGACACCCUCCUGAUACAAAGGUGACCUUCCGAUUUGUGAGAGAAGCAGAAGCUCCGAAAGUAAUCGUGGCCUUUGAUGUCUCAUCUGAAAUGAAAUCUCAGAACAGAUAUGCCUUAAGUAAGAACGCAUUUUCUCAUUUUGUUACCACCCUCCUCCCCUCUGGCAGUGAGCUGAGCCUCCUCACUUUUGGCGGUGAGGGUAACUCCACCUCUCUGAUUACCCCGUCAAUUAACAUAACCGAUGAUCAAUCCAGGAUCAGUUAUUUGGAAAGUCAACCUCUUCCAGAAGAACCAUUGGACGAAGCAAACACAUGUUUGGACUGUGUAUUGGCUGAUAUACUCGAGCUAGUAGAAGGCGAAAAUAGCAGUUUUUCAUCUGCACCAAUCGUCAUUCUCCUCACCACGACCCAAACCCUCGAUUCUGAAAGAUAUGAAGAGAUAGAAUCGGGCCUGCAACAAUCCGAAAUACUGUUGCUGGCUAUGGCAUUUAAGGACGACUUGGAGCCACAAUCUUUAUACGAAGUGUGUUUAAAAACCGGUAACCAGUUCAUAUACGUUGAAGAAGAUCCUCUAAAGGACUUGUACAGAGGUUUUCUGCAAGCCAUUAAUGGUCACAAUUCUAGACAAUUGGUUGCUCAAGAACAUUUAAUCAGGCUAGACGAAGAAAACAUCUUUUUCGAUUUCUAUCUGGAUAAAAGUGUCUCUAAGCAGCUUCAGGUAUCCAUUUCGGGUCCAGAAUUCAGCACCUCGCCUCUCGAAUAUGGAAAUACAAAGCUGGUCCUCCCAAGUAAUCGCAUCGUGAUGGCGAGGAAACGAGAAAUUGUGCCAUCCUGGGAUUUCAAUAUUUUAAACCCUCAGACUGGUGUAUAUAGAUUAAAAACGAAGCGAAUAAUGGGAGCAAAGAGUCCUGUGAUGGUUUCUGUAUAUGGAACACCAAAUUCUAACGAAGAUCUAAUCUCAGCGAGAGUUUGGGUAGAAAUCCCAGAAUCAAAAAUUUCACCUCCUCCAGUUCUGAUUUAUGCCGAAGUGAGAAAAGGCAACUAUCCAAUUCGGAAUGCGACUGUCACUGCCUAUGUUCACCAUCCUCAUGACGAAGGAAUAUCUGAGAUCACUCUGCUGGACGACGGUUUUGGAAAUACUGACAUAACGCAAGAUGACGGUGUUUAUAGUCACUAUUUCACGAAUUUUUCGUCAACUGGAGCAUACAAUGUGUAUGUGAAGAUUUCUGGCGGAUUCGAUGACUCCGCAACAGUUCUUAAAGGUCCAUCAUCUGAUUGCUGCGGAUCUGUCUUUUUAUCCAGUCUACAGAGUCCUGUUGGUCGAUUUCUGCGAGAAGCGGGACCGGCAACAUUCCGAGUGACCACCUUAUCUGACCAAGACGAUGCUUAUCCUCCUGCCAAAGUGACGGACCUUCGCAUUAUUAAAACUUAUGACUUGAUAGCUUCCCUUCAAUGGACAGCUGUAGGUGACGAUUUUGAUACAGGAGUUGCUUCAAAAUACGAACUGAAAUUGUUCCGCAACAGAUCUUUGAUACGAAACCGCUUCUCCAAUUCUGAACUCUACUCAGAGAUCAUUGAAACCACUCCUUUGGCUGAAUAUGGAGUGACUCUUUACCAUGUCAUGGAUAUACCAAAGCUCGAGCAAGGUAUCUAUUAUUUGGGCAUUCGAGCUGUGGAUGAAGCCGAAAAUGCGGGUGAACCAUCCAACGCUGUUGCAAUCUUUGUGGAAGGAAGAAAACCUGUUAUUCAGUGCACAGAUGAUGAGCCAGUGACUGAAAAGAUUACAUCAGGCAAUAGUGCUAGUCGAAAUUUGUUUUCAUACAUUCUAAUUUUUGUUAUAAUCUAUAUUCAUCUGUAAAAAGAUUAUUAGAAGAAUAGAGCAGUGGAACUUGGGCAAUUUGAAGUUGGAAGAAAGUUAAUAAAAAUCUGGUUUAUUUGAAAAUUUGAAUGAGGAGAACUGCAGAUUUUAAUAAUUUCAGAAUUGUUUCAUUAAUACGUUCACUGUCAUGGUUCAUAUGUUUGAUUCGGACUUUCAUUAAUAUUAUGCCUAUUUCUUUGCUUAAUUGUAAUGAAAAAGAGAAUAUCUAAUUAGAUAAGAGGUGUGAAUCACAAGCUAUUUGCAUAAUAAACAAUGUGUCAAGACAAGGAAAUAAAUAUAGACAUGUUCUACAAGCAUAAAUUCUGCAUUAAAAGAAAACUUUUGCUGUUAUCAGAAUAUGGGUGACAGGCCAAUCAAAUUUUUAAAUAGUUCCCAGCAUUUUGAAUUGUAAAAUAAUUGAUAUAAUUAACAUCUUUAAAGUUCAAAGUUUUCUUUUACAAAAUGACGUUUUUAUGUUCUGUUGCUUCGAUAUAUUGUAAAACAUUUAAGUCUUCGAGAGAAUAAAAGCCCUUAAAAUAUUUUACUUGAAAUCACUAAUUUUGGCUUCGAAUCAACUAAAAUAACUGUGAAUCACAAACGAUACUUUAACAUUUUCUUCAUCGAAAAUUCUGCGAACCAGGGGGGGGGGAAUCAAAUUACCGACGAAUUUUAACUAAACAACUUUAAUUUAGCCUAGUUCCACUUGAGUUUUAUUUAGAUAAUCAGUGCCUUGGAUUUCGUUGAUGCGUAACAGCUUACAGAAAAAUGUUUCGGACUGAUGAUAGGAAGAAUGAUAUUAAUGAAGAGGGAAAAAAAGGCGCCAAGUAGUAAUAAAAUAUCGAUUAUACAAAGCACGUGAAAAAUUAUUUUAGACACUAUAUAAAGUAUUUAUAUCUUUCAAUCUAAAAAAAAUUAUUCAAUUUUCAUUUUGAUUUUAUUAUUCAUUUGUAUAUCAACAUAAGGUUCUAAAAUGUGUUUUUGUAUUAUACAUAAUAAAAAUGGUUUUCUA